Molecule: messenger RNA, 1686 nt
Organism: Eurypyga helias (sunbittern)
Lineage: Eukaryota; Metazoa; Chordata; Aves; Eurypygiformes; Eurypygidae
Gene: TTC39B
Product: tetratricopeptide repeat domain 39B
Exons: 14
Molecular function (GO): protein binding
Source: RefSeq, a predicted model, not a curated record
CAGCACCUUGCCAUCCCUCAUGUCAGAGAUCCAUCACUGUUGACUAUAACACUCUGCAUUGACGAUUACUGUCAUGACCCAUAUUUUUCAUCUGAGGAUGAUGAUGAUGAUGAAAAUGUAACCAUUCAGAUAGAAGUAGCAAGAAUGCUUGAUGAAAAUAUGAUCAACUUUAUCAAAGGUGGCCUCAAGAUUAGGACAAGUUACCAAAUAUAUAAAGAAUGCCAUCAGGUGCUACAGAUGACUCAGGGGAACAAAAGCAAAAAUGAAACUUACUGCCAGUUUGAAGGAGGAGUAAAACUUGGGAUUGGAGCAUUCAACUUGAUGCUGUCACUUUUACCAGGAAGGAUCCUCCGACUUUUAGAGUUUAUUGGAUUUUCUGGCAAUAGGGAGUUGGGCCUCUGUCAACUACGGGAAGGCGCAUCUGGCAGCAGUUUGAGGGCCAUUCUGUGUACUUUCACCCUGUUGGUUUAUCAUACUUACGUCUCCUUAAUCCUUGGUACAGGGGAAGCCAACCUUCGGGAAGCAGAGAGUCUCCUCAAACCCUACCUCCAGAAAUUUCCAAAUGGUUCAAUUAUUCUGUUUUAUGCUGCCAGAAUAGAUAUACUGAAAGGAAAUUUUGAAAAGGCACAGUUGAGGUUCCAAGAGUGCAUAGCAGCCCAACAAGAGUGGAAACAGAUUCAUCAUCUCUGUUACUGGGAACUGAUGUGGUGCUACACCUUCCAGCAGAACUGGCUUCAAGCAUAUCGGUAUGCAGACCUGCUCAGCAAAGAGAGCAGGUGGUCUAAGGCAAUAUAUGUAUUCCAGAAGGCAGCAAUUCUAUGUAUGCUUCCAGAGGAUGAUUUGAAAAGGACUGGUGAGGACAUUGUAUCUUUAUUCAGACAAGUGGAUGGUCUAAAACAGAGAAUUGCAGGAAAAUCUAUCCCAACUGAGAAGUUUGCAGUAAGGAAGGCUCGACGCUAUGCAAGUUCUCAACCAGUGAAGCUGAUAGUACCCGCCUUGGAAAUGAUGUAUGUUUGGAAUGGCUUUGCGAUUGUGGGAAAAAGAGCAGACCUCACUGAAAACUUACUGGUAACCAUUGAAAAGGAAGAAACUGCUCUACAAAAUGAAACUAAUCGCAAUGAAUACUAUAUGGAUGAUGUGUGCAUGUUGCAGUUACUGAAGGGCCUCUGUCUGAAACACUUGGGAAGACUCAUGCAAGCUGAGCUGUGUUUCAGUAAAGUAAUUCAAAGUGAGAAGCAGAUAAAAUAUGAUAGCUACUUGGUGCCGUUCACCAUGUAUGAGAUGGGUCUUCUGUACAAACAACAGGAUGAGAGAGAAAAAGCAGUAAGAUACAUAGAGACAGCGAAAAACAACUACAAAGAAUACUCCAUGGAGUCCCGGUUGCACUUCAGAAUUCAUGCAGCUCUUGACAGCUUAAAGGUGUCGCCUGCUUCAACACCUUGAAUGAGGACGGAUGCUUUUGACUCAUAUGAUGCAUACAGUAGCCUACACAAUCGUUUUGCAAUCUUUUUUUAAUUACAGGAAAGAAACAACCUAAUGAUUGUUCUCUGUCAUCUCUGAUUUGAUGUAUGUCAUUCCUUUAGACUGUUGUUUUUCUGUAUAGUGCAUAUACUGUAUCUACUUCAUACUUUAAAGAAGACCUUAUAUUUUGUUUGAUAAAAAUAAUUUAAUAUUUGACUUGAAUGG